Messenger RNA from Drosophila hydei, 3179 nucleotides. RefSeq names its product E3 ubiquitin-protein ligase CBL-B-B (gene Cbl). The coding region runs from base 305 to 3034 and encodes 909 amino acids. Gene Ontology annotation, biological process: negative regulation of epidermal growth factor-activated receptor activity; cell surface receptor signaling pathway. The transcript is spliced from 7 exons. Gene Ontology annotation, molecular function: phosphotyrosine residue binding; calcium ion binding; receptor tyrosine kinase binding. Lineage: Eukaryota; Metazoa; Arthropoda; Insecta; Diptera; Drosophilidae. The record is from RefSeq and is a predicted model, not a curated record. Gene Ontology annotation, cellular component: membrane raft; plasma membrane.
ACAUACACAUACUGGCACACACAUGUACGCACACAGCCACACUCAUUGAAAAAGUCAGAGAAUUGUGUGGGAAAUAAAAAUCGUGUAUAACUAACUACGAAACGCGCAAAUUGUGCAAAUGCGGAUGCCCAGUGCUAAAGGCAAAGUGAACGUUUUGAUAAAAUCGGAUGCGCUGGCUGUUUGGGCAGCUAAAAAUUCAUGUUGUCGCUGUAACGCAGCGCACUGAGUGAGUGACCACACCAACAACAACAACGACGACGACGACAACAACAACGACAGCAGCGCAGCAGUGUUGAGAGAAAAGAUGGCGACGAGUCGCACCAGUCGCAUACAAUCACAACCAAAAAUUUUUCCUUCAAUCUUUUCGAAAUUACAUGGAGCAAUAUCGGAAGCAUGCGUCUCGCAGCGCCUAUCGACGGACAAGAAGACGCUGGAGAAAACGUGGAAACUGAUGGACAAGGUGGUCAAAUUGUGCCAACAGCCCAAGAUGAAUCUAAAAAACAGUCCACCCUUCAUAUUGGAUAUACUGCCGGACACGUAUCAGAGAUUGCGUCUUAUCUACUCCAAGAACGAGGAUCAAAUGCAUCUGCUCCAUGCCAACGAACAUUUCAAUGUAUUCAUCAAUAAUCUAAUGCGUAAAUGCAAACAGGCCAUAAAACUGUUCAAAGAGGGCAAAGAGAAAAUGUUCGAUGAGAAUUCGCAUUAUCGUCGCAAUUUAACCAAACUGAGUUUGGUCUUUUCCCACAUGCUCAGCGAGCUAAAAGCUAUAUUUCCCAAUGGUGUCUUUGCGGGCGAUCAGUUUCGAAUCACUAAAGCCGAUGCAGCCGAUUUCUGGAAGAGCAAUUUUGGCAACAGUACACUGGUGGCUUGGAAAAUCUUUCGUCAGGAACUUAAUAAGGUGCAUCCGAUAUCAUCCGGCCUGGAGGCGAUGGCAUUGAAGACAACAAUCGACUUGACGUGCAACGAUUAUAUAUCGAAUUUUGAAUUCGAUGUAUUCACGCGACUAUUUCAGCCUUGGGUCACAUUGCUGCGCAACUGGCAAAUACUGGCCGUUACCCAUCCCGGCUAUGUGGCCUUUCUGACCUACGAUGAGGUGAAGGCUCGUCUGCAACGGUACAUCCACAAAGCGGGCAGCUAUGUCUUUCGUUUAUCCUGCACGCGGCUAGGCCAAUGGGCCAUUGGUUAUGUGACGGCCGAUGGAGAGAUCUUACAAACAAUACCCCAAAACAAAUCGCUGUGUCAGGCGCUGCUUGAUGGGCAUCGCGAGGGCUUUUACUUAUAUCCCGAUGGCCAAGCCUACAAUCCCGAUUUGUCCUCCGCCGUACAAAGUCCAACAGAGGAUCAUAUAACAGUUACACAAGAGCAAUACGAGCUGUACUGUGAAAUGGGCAGCACCUUUCAGUUAUGCAAAAUCUGCGCAGAGAACGAUAAGGACAUACGCAUCGAGCCUUGCGGUCAUUUGCUGUGCACGCCCUGUCUCACAGCCUGGCAGGUGGACUCGGAGGGACAGGGAUGUCCGUUUUGUCGUGCCGAAAUCAAGGGCACCGAACAGAUCGUUGUGGAUGCUUUUGAUCCGCGCAAGCAACACAAUCGCAAUGCAACGAAUGGCCGACAACUGCAGCAGGACGACGAUGAUACAGAGGAUAUGGGCGACUUCAAUAUUGCCACAAGUUCGCUGCAUGCGCUCAGCACCUCGGCCGCCUCGCAGUCGUCCAUGGAGAAGCACAGUCCGCACACGUCGCCGCGGCUGGGCAGACGCAGCACCACGCCCAGCUUGAUGGCGGUGCAGAAUGAUCUGUAUGCGGGCGGUGCGGCAACGUUUAGUCUGCCCAGCAGCAGCUGCAACAGCAGCAGUAGCAGCAAUAGCAACAGCAACGCCGGCAGCUCCGGCACAACCAACUGCGCGCAACAGCAGCCCCAACCACAACCACAGCCACAGCCGUCGGCACCACCUGCUGCUGCUGUCAUCAGCAAUGGCAGUGGCAGUGGCAGUGGCAGUGGCAAUGGCAAUGGCCAAGCAUCCACGCAAAAGUCAACGAACCGCAUGAGUGCACCACUCAUCGGCUCUAGUGUGAACAACUCCACCUACGGGCAGAAGUUGCCGAGCAAAACGGACAGCGGUUCGAGCGGCGACACGGCCUCCAUUAGCUCCUAUGCCAUACUACAGAAUCUACAGGAUAAUGCCAGCUCCAGCUGCACAGUGGCUUCAGCUGCAAGUUGUUCAAAUGCUGCUGCUGUUGCUACUGCUGCUGCUGGUGGUGCUGCAGUGGCACCGCCCUUGCCGCCGCGCAAGUCGCCCGGCAUGGAGACGCCAGUGAAGCCGAAUGCAACGCCCUCGACCAGCAAGAGCAUCGACAACAUACAGUGCAGCUUGGACAAUGUGCCGCCGCAGACAACGGCACCACCCAUACCACCGCAUGUGAGCAGCAGCGUGGAUACCUUGGCCGAGGACUUGAUGCGACAGCAGCGCAUUGCGAGCAGCACCACAUCGCCGGUGCUGUCCCUGCUGGACGAGAUGGUGGAGGUGGGGCCAGCUGAGACUAUCAGCGGUGUCAUCGACACACGUCCGCUAGAAGCGCGAGGCACGUUGCCCAGCAGCAGCACCACCGCCACCAUCAACUCCAGCAGCAGCAACAACAACAGCAGCAGCAGCAGCAAUUGCAGUGGUGCCCAAGAUGCAGCCACUUCGCACUAUACGCAAUUGUGCACCACCACGACCAGUGCAGCGGCUCUGGCGGCUGCCGCCACGCUGGCCAAUGGCAAAAAGACAACGUUAAAGCAGCCAACACCAGCGGCUAGUCCUGGACAGCUGCAGCAACAGCAGCAACCACUGCUCUAUGCGAACGUGACGAUCAAUCAAAAAGACUGCGGCCCCACUGUGCCCUACGAGAAUAUCAAUCUGGAGUAUAUAGCGCGCCUAAUGAAUGCCGGCUACUCCAAGGAGAACGCAAUCACAGCUCUGGGCAUCUCGAGGAACAACAUCGAAAUGGCUGGCGACAUACUGCGCGAGUUUGUCUCCAAGAAUAGCGCCUAAGUGCCCGCCCUCUAAACCAACUCCCGCCCUCCGCCAGCUCCCUGUCACCCUCACCUAGUCUCUCUCAUACAGUGUGAUCCCAGGAGGAGUAUUGUUGAUGAUGUUAAUGAUGAUGAUGAAGAAGACGAUAAUGAUGAUGAUGAUG